UGUUACAAUUUAUUUUUUCAAUUUUCGUAAACAAAAACAAAGUUAGGAAAACUCAAAUUUUACGCUAUAACAACUAAUUAAUAUAUUGUCGUUGGUCGUUAUAAUAUUAAUUUUGAAUCUCUUACUCUGCUUGUAAACGAAUUGUGUAUUUUAUAUGUAAAUGAACAAUAUGUCUAGGUUAGGUGCACUACAUUUCACUAAAAACACCGGUGCAAAACACACAGCUACUGUAAUAUUCUUUCAUGGAUCAGGAGCCACUGGUGAUCAUAUGAAGGAAUGGGUACAUUUACUAGCAAAGAAUUUUACAUUCCCACACAUAAAGGUCUUGUACCCAACCGCACCGUUGCAGCCCUACACUCCAGCUGGAGGUCAAAUGAGCAAUGUGUGGUUUGACCGUGUAGACAUCAAUCCGAACGCUCCAGAGGCAUUAGAAUCACUUGAAAAGAUUGAGCAUGAUGUUAAGAACCUAAUAAAGACUGAAAACGAUGCUGGUAUAGCUAGCAAUAGAAUUAUUGUAGGUGGUUUUUCAAUGGGUGGUGCACUGGCACUUCACACAGCCUUCCGAUGGGAACCAAAUGUGGCGGGAGUGUUUGCAUUUAGCUCAUUCCUCAAUGACAACUCAAUUGUUUAUCAAGAACUUAAGAAAUCUACUAACAAUGCCAAUGUACCUCUACUGCAAAUACAUGGAGACAUAGAUGACCUAGUAGACCUUACCUGGGGUCAGACUACAUUCAUGGAGCUACAGUCCCUCGGAGUGAAGGGAGAGUUCCACGUCAUGGAAAGACUAGGUCACUCACUCAAUAAGAAGGGAUUGAAUAUCAUUAGAGAUUGGGUGGAAAAACUGUUGCCUGAAGUGCAUUGAAUGAAAAUAGUUAUUUUGUAUUUAGUGGUAAUUACUUUAGAAUC
Maniola jurtina (meadow brown) is the source of this 906-nucleotide messenger RNA. RefSeq names its product lysophospholipase-like protein 1. Bases 161 to 862 code for a protein of 233 amino acids. The transcript is spliced from 4 exons. Gene Ontology annotation, biological process: protein depalmitoylation. Lineage: Eukaryota; Metazoa; Arthropoda; Insecta; Lepidoptera; Nymphalidae. Gene Ontology annotation, molecular function: palmitoyl-(protein) hydrolase activity; carboxylic ester hydrolase activity. Gene Ontology annotation, cellular component: cytoplasm. The record is from RefSeq and is a predicted model, not a curated record.